GCACGGGAUUUCUUCCUCUGCCGUGACUUCCAACGUGUGAAUAAAUAUCACUUUUAGAGAGAGAAUGGGACCUGAAAAGACUCUCGAGCACUGAGCAGAGGGGCAAAGCAGCCCGAUGACUUGUCUUUUCCCUGCAGCUUGUUGCAUACCUCACGAGGCUUUCCUGACUGCAGGUUUAUUUCUGUAACCUUUCCCACCACGACUCCGGGUCAGUUUGGUAACGUUUGUGAUAGAGCUGACUUGGUGCUGAUUUGCUUUCAUGAGAAAUUAAAACCACAAAGCUUUGAAACCAUACAACAGGCUAAAAAUCAAAUCAAAUCCAAUACAAUUAAAAUGGCAGGUGACUCUAGGUUUCCAGAUGUGGAUAUCGAUGGACUAGAAAGAAACGAAGAAACAGAGAUUGUAGUCAAUGUCGGUGGGGUAAGACAGGUGUUCUACGGAGAUAACCUGAAUCAAUACCCAGAAACACGGCUGGCAGAGCUGAUCAACUGUUUGUCGGGGGGAUACGAUAGCAUAUUCUCCCUCUGUGAUGACUAUGAUCCUGGAAAGAGAGAGUUUUACUUUGACAGAGAUCCAGAUGCUUUCAAAUGCAUUAUUGACGUAUACUACUUUGGGGAAAUUCACAUGAAGAAAGGAAUAUGCCCCAUAUGUUUCAAGAAUGAAAUGGAAUUUUGGAAAGUGGAUCUGAAAUUUUUGGAUGACUGCUGCAAAACCCAUCUAAGUGAAAAAAAGGAGGAACUGGAAGAAAUAGCCCGAAGGGUGCAACUGAUUCUGGACGACUUGGGAGUGGAUGCCUCUGAAAGUCGCUGGAAAAGGUGCCAAAAAUACAUCUGGAAAUUUCUGGAGAAGCCAGAAUCAUCUUACCCAGCUCGAGUGAUCGCCGUUCUAUCCUUUCUGUUUAUUUUGAUCUCCUCUGUCGUGAUGUGUGUGGGGACCAUCCCAGACCUGCAGGUUGUAGACGCGGAGGGGAAUCGUAUGGAACACCCGACUCUGGACAGCAUAGAGACAGCCUGUAUAGGCUGGUUUACCAUGGAGUACAUGCUGAGGCUAAUCUCCUCUCCCAACAAACUCCACUUCGCCCUGUCUUUCAUGAACAUUGUCGAUGUGCUAGCAAUACUUCCUUUCUAUGUCAGCCUGACCUUGACCCACUUGGGAGCCAAGCUGAUGGAGCUGAGCAAUGUCCAGCAAGCUGUCCAAGCACUGCGCAUCAUGAGGAUCGCGAGGAUUUUCAAGCUGGCACGGCACUCCUCGGGGCUGCAGACUCUAACGUACGCCCUGAAACGCAGCUUUAAGGAGCUUGGGUUGCUCCUCAUGUACUUGGCUGUUGGAAUCUUUGUCUUUUCUGCUCUGGGUUAUACCAUGGAGCAAAGUCACCCCGAAACUUUAUUUAAAAGCAUCCCUCAGUCUUUUUGGUGGGCAAUCAUUACCAUGACCACAGUUGGAUAUGGAGACAUAUACCCUAAAACAACACUCGGAAAACUGAAUGCUGCCAUCAGUUUUCUUUGCGGGGUGAUAGCAAUCGCCCUUCCCAUUCAUCCCAUCAUUAACAACUUUGUCAGGUAUUAUAACAAACAGAGAGUUUUAGAAACAGCUGCCAAGCACGAAUUGGAGCUGAUGGAGCUAAACUCAACUGAGGGGAAAGCCACAAGCUCCAGAAGUGAACUAGAGGAUCUUGCGAGGGAAGGCAAAGAGGAUCCUUUCUAUAGCAACCGGCUAAAAGUCUCCCACAGUGACACUUUUAUUCACCUCCUGUCAGAAGAGAAACACCAUAGGACCAGGCUUCAAAGCUGCAAAUAAACUGAGCUGUUGUCAGCGCUAAGCUAUAGAUCGGGACAACUUGACAAUCAACUAUUGAAAAGACUCACGGGAUCUGUCAGAGUUGGGAGGGAGCACUGCUUUGCUUUUCCAAUGUGAAUAUAAAUUAACCCCAUGGUAUCUCCAUCAACAGUUGGUAAGACUUUGUCGUUAUUACCCAAAAUAAAAUAGUAGGACUCCUUAGAGAUCAGACUGCUUAUAAUGAAUGCGUUCCGACAAAAACCAUUUGUAACCGUUUUAGAGACUGAAAAGUCCUUCCUGGUCCGUAAAUGUUCGGUGACCUGAAUGUGCAGCGUUGCCACAUCAGAACUCUGUACCUGUGACAAUAAAGAGCAGCAUCGCACAGAUUGUG
Tauraco erythrolophus (red-crested turaco) is the source of this 2167-nucleotide messenger RNA. RefSeq names its product potassium voltage-gated channel modifier subfamily F member 1 (gene KCNF1). Gene Ontology annotation, cellular component: membrane; voltage-gated potassium channel complex. The record is from RefSeq and is a predicted model, not a curated record. Lineage: Eukaryota; Metazoa; Chordata; Aves; Musophagiformes; Musophagidae. Gene Ontology annotation, biological process: potassium ion transmembrane transport; action potential; protein homooligomerization. Gene Ontology annotation, molecular function: voltage-gated potassium channel activity.